UGAAAAGUCGGUGUCAUUGGGUCUAUGAGAACAGCCAUGGACAUGGAGAGGGUCAACUCCAUGGGCUUCGGGGAAUUUGUGGAUGUGUUUGGGAACAUCAUUGAAAAAUGCCCUCUGGUCGCAGCUGCUGUGUGGUCCCAGCGUCCAUUUUCUGACUCGGAAGACUUAGAAAAUCACUUUUUUGCUUUUAUCGAUGCUCUGCCAAGAUCAGGCCAGGAGGGCAUCCUACGUUGUCAUCCCGACCUAGCGGGCCGCGAUCUGCAUCAGGGCACGCUCACCGCCGAGUCGCAGCGCGAGCAGAGCCAAGCGGGCCUCACCAGCCUGGACGCGGACGAUCAGCUGCGGCUGCAGAAACUCAACGCGCUGUACCGAGAGCGCUUCGGUUUCCCGUUCGUGCUGGCUGCGCGCCUGAGCGACCGAGACACGGUGCUCCGGGAGCUAGCCCGCCGGCUACACUGCCAGCCCGAGUUGGAACUGCAUACCGCCCUGGGCGAGGUGAAGAAGAUCGGCCACUUGCGCCUGGCAGAUUUGUUAGGCGCCGAUCCUGCCAGGGUGGAGCCGCCCGGGGGCUGGAGAUCCGAAUGCCAGAAGGAUGCACCACUGGGGGGACUUGGCGCUGUACACCCUUCGCUGGAGGCUGGCUCGGGCUUGGAGAACAAUCCACUCACCCACACAAAGGAAGUGGAGAAUUGAAGCAUUCACACGACUAAUUCAGCCUUUGUCCACCCAUCCACACAGCACGCGUCGCCAAAAUAUGUCAGAUUCUAGAGUGUUUAGCGCUUUGCCCCCGAUUUAUCCAGAUCGCUGCUUCAAUUCUCCACUCGCCUUGCGGUCUGCCUACACUACAGCCUUGGCGGGUUGAAAGCUCCCUCCCCGCUCCCCAAUCUCUCCUGCUAAGCGGGAGCUGGAAAUGCAAAAGGCACUCACUGAAAAGGUAGUCUUGCAUUCCAUAGUGGUCUUUCUUCUCCCACUUCAUUUACAAGUGAGCAGAAGCGACUGCCUCACUCUAAAACACCCAUGAGAUUUGAAGUUGGGGGG
Phodopus roborovskii (desert hamster) is the source of this 1038-nucleotide messenger RNA. It is a transcript of the gene Urad, whose product is annotated as ureidoimidazoline (2-oxo-4-hydroxy-4-carboxy-5-) decarboxylase. Gene Ontology annotation, biological process: allantoin metabolic process. NCBI's taxonomy places the organism in Eukaryota, Metazoa, Chordata, Mammalia, Rodentia, Cricetidae. Gene Ontology annotation, molecular function: carboxy-lyase activity. The record is from RefSeq and is a predicted model, not a curated record.